Messenger RNA from Oncorhynchus tshawytscha (Chinook salmon), 3388 nucleotides. It is a transcript of the gene cerk, whose product is annotated as ceramide kinase. Gene Ontology annotation, molecular function: kinase activity. The record is from RefSeq and is a predicted model, not a curated record. Bases 256 to 1974 code for a protein of 572 amino acids. Lineage: Eukaryota; Metazoa; Chordata; Actinopteri; Salmoniformes; Salmonidae. The transcript has 12 exons.
AACUGCAUGACCUUAAUCACAAUUUUUAUCAUUUACGCAGUCGACAUGUAAUUGCAAGUCAAACAAUUUGUACAACCAUAACACAACACACUUUGAAAGAAGGUAUCCAAUAGUGCUCAAUGGCUAGACAAAAAAAUGACCUGCUCGAACGCGCCCGCUCUCUCAUUUUUGCCUGUCAGCAAAACAUUGUUGAACGAUUGAGUUUAUGCAACGUGUUUACCUCGGCGUGCUUGUGAAACACUACACAUUGUAAAAAUGCUCAUCAGUGAAUUCUUCAUUAUGGUAAAUCAACCAACGUUAUUGUCAACGCAACUUUUUUACAAGGACAGGGUUGUAGAAGUGACUCUGAACCGCGUUAUGUUGGGAUUUUGGAAGGAGAUUGAGACGAGGAGAAAACGCUCUGCGAGCUUCAAUUGUAUUUCUAAAGAUGCAGACCACCAUUUUCUCCUGGUGUCUGAGAUAGUUGGUGCCAGAGAGACCAAAGAAGAAGAAGACCAAACAAACAAAGAUGGUGGAAGGAAGCAUAGAGUUCUGUUGUAUCCGUAUGCAUUUACAGUGUCCUACACGGAGAGGACCAAACAUCACUGCUGGCGGUAUAAAGACAUCAUCUUCCAUUGCUUAGACGAGGCACAGCGUCAACAGUGGGUCCAGACAAUCAACAACCAGCUCUCACUACUCAGCAUCCGACCGAAACGCUUGCUAGUGUACAUCAAUCCCUACAGUGGGAAACAACGCGGGAAGUGGAUUUACGAGCAGAGAGUAGCCCCACUCUUCUCUCGAGCCUCCAUCUCCACCGACGUGAUCGUUACGGAGAGUGCCAAUCAUGCCAGGGAUCACUUGAAGACGGAGGUAGAUCUGAAGCAAUAUGACGGGGUGGUGUGCGUGGGAGGGGACGGGAUGUUCAGCGAGGUUGUCCACGGCCUGGUCUCUAGGACCCAGAGUGAUUCCAGAGUGGACCAGAACCAACCGAACCAGGACCUGGUUCCAUGUGCGCUCCGCAUCGGAAUCAUCCCUGCAGGUUCGACUGACUGUAUCUGCUAUUCUACCACAGGCACCAACGAUCCAGUGACUUCAGCCCUGCACAUCAUCAUGGGUGACUCCCAGCCCAUGGAUGUGUGUUCUGUCCAUCACAACAACACCUUCCUCAGGUACUCCGUCUCGCUGCUCGGAUACGGUUUCUACGGCGACGUGCUGACAGACAGCGAGAGGAAGCGCUGGAUGGGGCCUUCCAGAUACGACUUCUCAGGCCUAAAGACGUUCCUGACCCAUCAGUAUUAUGAAGGGACCGUCGCUUUCCUGCCCGCUGAGGACAACCUGGGGAACCCUAGAGACAAGAUCAAGUGCAUGACUGGGUGCCAUAUCUGUGAGCAGGGUGCCAACAAUGGGCAGCUCCUCUCAUUGGACCAUGUCGACAAGAUGGCUGAAGAGAACUCUGACAAGGAGACCAGUGGUGAUGGUGUAUGGCGGGUGAUCCGGGGGAAGUUCCUAGCAAUCAACGCUGCCAGUAUGAGCUGUGCCUGUCCUCGCAGCCCUAGAGGCUUGUCGCCCUAUGCCCACCUGGCUGACGGCACCACAGACCUCAUCCUGGUACGCAAGGCCUCCCGCCUCGACUUCCUCCGACACCUCAUGCGACACACCAACAAGGACGACCAGUUUGACAUGUCCUUUGUGGAGGUGCACCGUGUGCGGCGGUUCCGUUUUGUUCCAAAGCAAAGCAACGGGAUCUCAGAGGUGGACCUGAGUGAGACCAGUGGGAAGAAGAUCUGUAACCAGGUCUGUACGGCCCAUCCCAACAACGACACGGGCCAUAGCAACUGGAACUGUGAUGGGGAGAUCUUGCCUCAUGCGGAUAUACAAGUGAGUGUUCACUGCCAGCUGAUCAGACUAUUUGCCCGAGGUGUCGAGAGGAGGACCACGUUUGACACUUACACAUGGUCUGUAAUAGAGGGAUCAAGUCUCUCGUGGCAAGCUUAGGGGGACCAACUGUCCCGAAUUGUGCUAGAAAGUCCUGCAUUUGGACCCUUUAUCCCUCCAUCCUGCAACCACACAUGCAAGUCCUGCAUUUUUUUAAAUGUUUAUUUAUAACUUUCUUUUCUUUUUUUAAAGUCAGUUGGUCACGUAUUUCAAACUUCCCACUUAUUCGAGGAGAACUGCCAUCAGCUUGCGCUUUUGACAAGACAUAUAGGCGCUUUCCCUUCCCAGUCAAGUCUCUUUCCUGACUCAUCUCCCCACCUGAGCUUAAGCGAGUAUCUGCCGCAAUUACACCAGAUUGCAGUACAGGUUUCCGAGAAUAUGGAGACCCAUAAUGAGAUGAACGAAAAGGAGGAAUCUGUUCUAUGUACCUCCAAUCAAAGUAUGCGACUGAUAUUCUGUGUGGGCAUCCAAAGACAAUGCGAUGGGAAGUGGAAAUCACCAAGCUAGACUGUCGGUAAUGCCUCACUGCUUCUGCGUAUCGCUGUGAUACAAUGUGAGGGCAGAGAAUCUCCAGGGCAAUCAGAGGUCCCUAAGUGAUUUUGCUUUCCCAGGAAGUUUCGCACCUGUGGCACAGAGCUACAGUUUGUCUAUUUUGAAGUUAUUUAGUUAAGACUAGUAGCCCCUCUCACUAGUGGGGGGCGGGGGGCUGCUGCCAGUGGGUUGUCCUCUGUGUGUAGGGUAAUGUCUUUGUGAGAGUGCCAUCAUAAUGAGUUAGCUCCGUUACAAUUAUACACCAGACUGCCAUCAGACAGAUGCUGCUUCCUGCAGCCAAAACAUCAGCCAACUCUAGGACACACACACACACACACUCCAUGCACGCACACACAUCUAUCAUAUGCCACUGUGAAACCACACACAGACCUAAACUCUCAACACUGUGGGAGGCUCGGCCUGUUCUUUUGGAAGCCUCUCCACGAUCAUUACUGGUUGCUGCGAAAGGCCAUGAUUAUAUUUCAACUCUGAGCUGUGAGUGAAUCAGGUCGUGCUUAUAAUCUUUCCUGUGGGUGAACGGUCUAUGUGGCUGUCCCGUUCUGAUGAACUGGCUGAUGUUUCUUUGCUGUACAAUGGAUAAAUCUGUGUGGAACCAAACGGUGUCAGCCCCACGCUGACUCGCUAAGCCAGCUGACGUGGGGGGGACGUUUUGACAAACACAUGAGUUCUGCUGAAGGCUUUAUAAUGACCGAAUAUUUAUGUAAACUAUUCAUCUUGCGGGUCUCAAGAUGACAUGACACACUGUGUGUAACUAACCUGUGAUGUGGAUUAUGAUUUGAUAAAGAUUGAAUAUGUAUGAAUGUUUGGAUACAGCUUCAUUAAAGUGCUUUUAAACUAAUAAGUGUGUGAAAAAUGUGUAUUUUUCUAGAAAUGGUCGGAGGGCAUUUUGAAGGUUGUGACUUUGGUGUCAAGUGCAAAUUGU